This is a messenger RNA of Rotaria sp. Silwood1, 291 nucleotides long. NCBI's taxonomy places the organism in Eukaryota, Metazoa, Rotifera, Eurotatoria, Philodinida, Philodinidae. The record is from the annotation of a GenBank genome assembly.
AUGGAGGAAGAUGUUCAUCAUGAUUUGAUAUUAAAUCGUCUUGAUUUACUUGUUUAUUUGGAUUGUGUUGUCAAAGAAAUUUUACGUUUUUCUCCACCUUUGGAUGGAGGGGCUCGAACAUUAACUAUGAAUGAUCGAUUACCAAACAGUGGUAUUCAAUUACUAAUGCAACAUGUUACAUCCAUCGAUGGUGGUCUCGAAGUGAAUGUUGGUGGACAUAUUCAAGGCUUGACACUGUCAUGCCAAAAUAUAUUGGCGUUAAAAUUAAGUUUGAUUCUGAAAUUUAAAUAA